AUACAUUCAAAGCAUUUCCCACUGAUAAGGCUUUCUCCUUUCAUCUGUCACCGGCAUGUGCCGUCGCCCGCUGAAGAGGAGAAGGCGGCUGCGGUGCUGGAGGAGCGCGGGAUGCUGUGGAGUGAAAGCAUCGUGGGAGGCAGGCUCAGAGUAAACCAGCGGGUGGUGAAACACGAAUGGCUUCUGCGGUGCUGCUUCCCGCAGAUGAGAGGAGCAAACUGCCCGAUCCUCCCGGCGUCCUUGACCGGGUGUCCAGCACGCUGCAGGUCCGCAAGACGGGCGGAUCAACAGGAGGUGCGCUCCCGGCGGAGGGCGGCUGUAACCCGGCCCGCAGCUGCCAUGGCCGGUGUCAUUCUGCGCCAAGGACGGCGCCGCGCAGGGGAGGCGCAGAGGUUAAACUCGCUCACCUCGGCGAGGAGAAAGUCCGGAUUUGUUGCGACGAGGAAUUAGAGACAUCGUUCACCUAUAUUGACGAGAAUGUUAACCUGCGACUGGCCAGCCCGGACACGAGUUGUACAAGUACUCACAGACCCGUGCGCAACGGCGAACCUUGCUCCGAGACUUUGCCGGAGUUUUCCUUCAUGUCCGAGGACGAUCUCUCCUUCGGGGAUGGCCCCGGUACUUCCAUAGACUACGGCUUUAUCAGCGCAGUCACGUUCUUGGUGACCGGGAUCUCCUUGGUGAUCAUCUCCUACGCCGUGCCACGGGGCGUGGAGGUGGACCGGGACAGCGUGUCGGCGAGGGAGAUGGAGAGGCUGGAGAUGGAGAGCGCCCGGAUAGGUGCCCAUCUGGACCGGUGCGUCAUAGCGGGACUGUGCCUGCUCACGCUGGGCGGCGUGGUGCUCUCCAUGCUGCUGAUGAUCUCCAUGUGGAAGGGGGAGAUGUACAGGAGGAAGGUCGUCGCUUAUUCCAAGCGUUCAGCCAAGCUGUACGGCUCCAUCAGUCUGAAAACGAGAUCCAGUCCCAGCCACUCCUCUGCGCACUUGUCCCUGGAGGAGGUCAUGGAGGAGACUUUGGCUUAAAAUGCUGCUCUGUGUAUGAACCUUUUGUGUAUAACAGGGGUUAAUGCCAGUCACACACAUCAUCUAACAUAUUGUAGCCUGAAACUGUAUUCAUACAUUCAAAGUGUAUUACUGUAAAUUGCUAAUUGUAUAUCCACGUGGCACACGGAAAGGACAAGAAACGCCCUCAAAUGCAAAGUGAGGAAAUGCUAGAAAAACAUUAUGUGGCAACACAUUGUGCCCAACAGAUUUUAAAAUGACAUAAAAGUGACGAGGGAGAAUGUUAAGAGCUUUGUGUCACAAACACCAGAUUACUGUUUUUUUCCCCCUUUCUUUUGUCUUUUGUACCCAGGAUGCAAUCUCUGAGAGCUCCCAUUUAUUAUUGAGGUUAUUCAUAUUUAAUGCGAAUGCCUCAGACACAUUUAAGGAUGCAAGAGGAGUGUGUGUCCGCAGGGGCAGGAGAGUGGGACUAAGGAAGGGGAUGUAAAGCUGUCCCUGUCCGCCGUGAUGUGGGACAACCGGCUCAUGGGUCCACAUGGUAAUAUCCAGUGACAGCCGGUCUGGUGCAGUGCUGAUGUAAGGCCCGGCUUCGUGCACCCGAGCCAAAGCUCCGAGCCGGUUUUGAUUGUAGUAAGAAAUGUGACUGCAUUGGACAGCGCUCACACACGGUUCAACCUCCUCUGCGCUGGCUUGAUCCUCUCUGCCCUUCUUCUCUUUCCUUCCUUCACCUUCUUCUCUCUCUCCCCGCAGGAUACUUUUCUUCCUCCAUGCAGUUUUUCAGCGCUCUCCUCUCCCUGACCUAUAGAACACUGCACAUUCACACCAGCCGCGUGUGGAAAGGGUCCGGGACGACCACAGCCAAGUGCCUGUAAUAUUUCCCUCACCUUUCCUGCUCUCAUUGUGUCAUUCUCUCUGCAUGAGGACAGAUUUAAGAACGCCUAAUCGCACAUGAAAGAGUUGCCCUACAUCCAAAACCUUAAGCCUUCACUAUACUUCAAGGGCUAAUUACAUGCCCAAACUGAGGUAUUGUUCCUUUUUCAAAAAGGUUAGACUUUAUGUUAUUAUGGUGAUCUGCUGACAAAAAUAUUGCUGAUGACGUAAAAAAAAAAAAUCGUGUGCAGACUUGCUUAAGAUGUCCAGGCGAGACAG
Molecule: messenger RNA, 2150 nt
Organism: Cyclopterus lumpus (lumpfish)
Lineage: Eukaryota; Metazoa; Chordata; Actinopteri; Perciformes; Cyclopteridae
Product: transmembrane protein 74
Exons: 2
Coding region: 177-1022 (281 amino acids)
Source: RefSeq, a predicted model, not a curated record